Messenger RNA from Hypomesus transpacificus, 3159 nucleotides. It is a transcript of the gene lrwd1, whose product is annotated as leucine-rich repeats and WD repeat domain containing 1. Gene Ontology annotation, biological process: establishment of protein localization to chromatin; chromatin organization. Lineage: Eukaryota; Metazoa; Chordata; Actinopteri; Osmeriformes; Osmeridae. The record is from RefSeq and is a predicted model, not a curated record. Gene Ontology annotation, cellular component: nuclear origin of replication recognition complex. The transcript has 16 exons. Gene Ontology annotation, molecular function: chromatin binding; protein binding. Bases 313 to 2598 code for a protein of 761 amino acids.
CCCGGGAAAGUUACAAGACUUGCAGAUGUCCCCUGCUAGCGAAACAUUUCACUGUUUCAGGUCAGUCUCAAUCAAGACUACGGACGCAGCCAUGCACACAAUAUAGAAUCGAAAUAACACCCCCACCCCAUGCCCCACAUUAACCAACCUGUGUAGCUAGAACUGCAUCAAUGGUUCUUUUUGGUCAAAAACCCUGUAUAUGUGACGUGUUGGCUAGUUUUUAGUUAAAUGAGCUAACUACGCCCCUCUGUGUACACACAUUAAGUUAAAGUGCUGAGCUCUUUCGUUCACACGCUUUGUCAGAGACAUAGCAUGGAGAAAAUAACGGAGAAACUUUUAUUGGAGAGAUGCACGCCAAAAACCUCGAAUCUGGAACAAAUAAAGAUACUCAACCUUUCAAAGUUGGGCCUUAAGAGUGAGGACUUGCCUGUUCCAUUGCUCUCUCGCCUCAAAUGUUUGGAACAGUUGGACUUAUCUGGGAACUCUCUCGAAGAGAUGCCCCAGGGUAUGUGUCUGCCCUCCUUGCUCAAACUGGACCUAAGCAACAAUGACCUGGAGGAUGUCACCACACUUGAAUCGCUGACCUCAUUGGAGGAGCUGAAAGUUGAAGAUAACCUAUACCUUACAGUCAAUGACAACUACAAGCUGAUGGUGCUCCUGCCUAAGAUGAGGGUUUAUAAUGGGAAGGACAUUAGCACCACAGCCAACCAUGUACGCUUCAUCGCCGGAGAGAACCUUAGGACCAAGGUGGUGGCCGUGUGGGAGAGUGAUGUCAUCCCUAACCCCGCCAUGGGAGAGGAAAUUGCCAAAGUGAAGAGAGAUUUCGUCAAAAAGGCUGUCCAUCAGGUCCAAUACGGUCCAAAGUCCAUUAAUGGCUACACUAAAUGGAGGGUGGAAAGGAUAGCUACAGAGUUCUUUGACUCUCUGAUUCAGUCUAAAGACAAGACUCCCAAAAGAAAACACUCAACAUCUGCAUCUGACUCUGACUUUGGCACCCCUCAGAGAAAAAUAAAAGUUAUUUCCCAAGAUACGGUGGAGGCUAGCCCACGCAAGUCUAUCCGCGUACAGAACACCCCUCAGAAAGUGGACCGGUCCACUACAGCAAGCCCCCGUAAAGCAGUGCACGCUCCAGCCACUCCCUCCAGGGUGCUGCCAGAGGAUAGCCCGCGGAAAUCCAACCGUAUACUCAACACCCCUCAGAAAGUGGACCAGACCAGUGCAGCUAGCCCACGUCAAGCAGUGCAGUCCUCCUCCACCCCCACUAGGGUGCAGCCUAGACGAUCGGAGACCCCAAGGAAAGCAUUGAAAGAGCAGCAGCUCAAAGCGGACACACCACCUGCCAAACAGAGCAAGACGCAUACCAAGACCGUACAACACAGAGGGGUCGAUGGGAGCAAUAGAACGCCAACUAAAAAUGUGUACUCCGUGCCUAAGGAGCCGGUGAGUCUGAAGCCCCACUGUGCUCUGCAGUGUCACAGUAGAAACAACAGCCCCGACGACCUCAGCACCCAGCUGUGGGCUUGUGCCUUCCAGCCGCCUCCUGGUUUCUCAGGUAGCGCUGCGAGUGGAGAGAGUCGUGUAGUGGCCACCUGUGGGGGAGAUUCUGUGUGUUUAAUCGACUGCGAUACAGGAAAGGUGUUGAAGAAACACAAGGUUCCUGGAGAGGAGUUCUUCUCCCUCGCGUGGUCGUUGGUGCUGAUGUCGCGGGAGGGAGGUGGCAGUGCGCGGCCUUGCCGUAUCUUGGCGGCGGGGGGCAAGAGGGGCAUGGUGAAACUGAUCCACCCCAGAGCCAACCUGGCAUACGGAGAGUUCCGCGCCAGCCGCAAAGCCAUCUCAAUCCUGCGCUUCAGCCCACAGCAGGGCAACUUCCUGUUCACUGGAACUUAUGAUAAAAGAAUCAUGAUGUGGGACAUCGGUGGAGUGGACAGCGAGUACAAUUUCAAAGUCAUUCAGCUGCUGGUGUUGGAGGCCUCCUCCACACCCCUACACCUCUGCCUGGCCCCCUCAAGCCCAGACACGCACCUCCUAGCUGCCUGUGAGGACGGCCUGCACUGCUACAACAUCCAGCUCAGCAAGAACACCAUGAACAGGUCUGCUGAAUAUGAGGUCACCUUCCCUGUGUAUGACAAGGAGGACAAGGACACUGAUUACCACACCAUUGAUGGCCUGGCAUUUCUCAGUGAUGAUAUUGUUGCCUCUAAAAGCCACAUGCAGGGCUCCAUCUACCUGUGGAGCUGGAGAGACACAUGCACCCAGCGGCCCAGUAAGAAGAAGCAGGUGUGCGCUGUGAUCCUGGCAGAGCUGCAGUGGGCCAACACGGACAUCCCCUACCUGUCUCUCAACACCUGCCCCAGCAAGGGCUACGUGGUGUGUGGGGACGACAAGGGGAGACUAUGGAGGUACCAUGUCACAGACCUCCCCAAUACCAGCUCACAGAGCAGGAAGACUGUCCCAGCUACAGAGAUUGUGGAGUGGCCAGUAGAGGACAAAGUUGUGGGGGCUUCAAUCAACAGCGUAGCCAUGGACCCUGACCUCCAGUACACGGUGGCCCUCACAGAUAAGAACAUUGUGGUCAUUUUGAAGAGAGCUGAGUGCUGAGGAACAGGAAGACAUCAGCAGCUGGGCCUCAGCAGUCAUGAGACUGCAUCCCAAUACUUCUGCAGGGCAGCUUUUCAGUCUCCUUUCCCCUCGCAUCUGAGCAUGUGUAGUUGGACCUCGUUUCCUGGUUUAUGAAGAAAAAAAAAAAAAAAAACUGUUCAGUCUGUAUUAUAGUGUUGAUCAGUGAUGUGGGUAUACAAAUGCGUCUCAGUAUAUCCUUGACUUUUACUCUCCUUGAAACUCAAUGUUACCAGUGGGUUUGGCAGCAACUGGCAAGAUGAAGAGUAUGUGCACAAACAGGUUGAUGAAACCAAAUAUGUUUGACUGUAUUGUGUUUUCAUUGUUUUACUUUUUAACUUUUUACAUUUUUAAUUGUUCAGAGAAAAAUAACAAGGAUGUUGCAAAUUUAGUAUUGUUCAACAUGGCUAAUGUUUUAGAUGCAUGAAUACACAUGCAGAUGACCCAGUUGGUAAUUGAGUUGCUAAUGGCAGGACAAGUUAUGGGCUCAAUAAACCACAUUGCAAUACAUGUGUAGCCAUGUGGCGUAUUCCUUAACAUCAG